This is a messenger RNA of Kwoniella botswanensis, 1278 nucleotides long. RefSeq lists its product as uncharacterized. The record is from RefSeq and is a predicted model, not a curated record. Bases 1 to 1278 code for a protein of 425 amino acids. Gene Ontology annotation, biological process: endoplasmic reticulum inheritance. Gene Ontology annotation, cellular component: perinuclear endoplasmic reticulum; endoplasmic reticulum membrane; cortical endoplasmic reticulum. The transcript is spliced from 7 exons. NCBI's taxonomy places the organism in Eukaryota, Fungi, Basidiomycota, Tremellomycetes, Tremellales, Cryptococcaceae.
AUGGGUAUCACGUCCUUCUUCUCCUUCACGCAGGGGAUGGCAACGUUCACUCAGGUAUUAUUGGCAUUACCCAUGACACUGGAUCUAUUAGGUCCCCCAUCAUUCCUCUUACUUUCCCUACUAUUCACUCUCCAUCACUUCCUCUAUUCUACCUUACGACUAGCAUUCAAGAACACCCCUUUAGCACCCAUUAUAUCACUCCUGGCAUUUCUCUCACCAUUCAUCUCAUCAUUCCUGGUACUACUAACAUUGUAUUGGUAUCUCAAUCCACCAUCUUCAACAUCAACGACAAUCUUACCCCCUAUUCAACAUUACCUAGUCAACGUCCUGCCGUUCAUCUACGCUCAGAUAUUACGGUGGGUCAGUCCGCUGUUCACCCUACUGGAAGGAAUUAGUACACUAUUGGUUGUUCAGGUAGUGGGUCGUGUGGGUAAAGGUUGGGCAGACGAGGAAGAGAAUAACGAUGAGAAUAAUAUCGAAUGGAGGAGUUUGUUUGGGUUGAUUCUGGCUGCUUUGGUCUAUUGUGCAGGUUUAGCUGGGAUAAUCAAAGCAUUCCCACUAUCACCUGAAAAUUCUUUCCCUGCUUUCCUACUGGGUUGCGCACUCACUUCUGUAGUAUUUUUAUCUCUCAUUGGGUUCACUCUGAGGCGGACAAACGUGUUGGAAACUAGUCUGGUGUUUGUAUACGUCGUGUAUUCAGCCUGGUUGUCUGGUGUCGAAGGAGCGAUGGAACCCAGGACCUACGGCUCAGGCUGGUUACCUUCCCCCACUUCCUCACUCCGCCAACCAUCUUCGCAUAUCCCCAAAUCACUUGAUUCUAUCUCGGCAUUAUUCAACUACGCCAUUCACUCUACCUUCCCCUCAUUCAUUAGCGUCUCUCGUACCCUUCCCCCUCAUUUGUUACUAUCGUUGAUAUACAGAGUAGCGGUGUUGCACAUGGCAGCUAGGAUUGUGCCUGUUAUUAGGAAAUCUAGUUUGGGUUGGGAUGAUGGGCUGUCAAUUGAUGGGAAUGGGGUAGGGGAACAGAAAGAAGGGUUUUGGGAUGGAAGGAGUUUAGGUCAAGAGCCACCUAACAUGAGAAUAACAACGGUAGUGUUGAGUUACAGAAGAGCUAUCUUAAUAGCCGUUUAUACACAUCUACUGCUACUCGAUGGAGGAUCUCAAACAUGGUGGAGAUGGAUCAACAUAGCUCUUUUCCUUUCCGUAUGGAGUCUGGAACUGCUGUUAGAUGCAGAAGGAGAUGAUAAUGAAAGUGUCACAAGGUGGAAAGUGGAUUAA